This is a messenger RNA of Bipolaris zeicola 26-R-13, 1557 nucleotides long. RefSeq lists its product as uncharacterized. Gene Ontology annotation, molecular function: monooxygenase activity; heme binding; oxidoreductase activity, acting on paired donors, with incorporation or reduction of molecular oxygen. The record is from RefSeq and is a predicted model, not a curated record. NCBI's taxonomy places the organism in Eukaryota, Fungi, Ascomycota, Dothideomycetes, Pleosporales, Pleosporaceae. The coding region runs from base 1 to 1557 and encodes 518 amino acids. The transcript has 3 exons.
AUGAGCAUUAUAGACGAAGAACGUCUCCGCCUGGUUGCGGUUUGGGCGCCCGUUGCUUUCAUCGCAUACGUCGUCUUGAACGCAAUUUACAAUGUCACACUACACCCUCUGGCCAAAUAUCCUGGGCCAUUACUCUGGCGCAUCUCUCCGAUCCCGUCCAUCAUACACCUGCUACGCGGCCGCAUUGCCUUUGAGUACAAGCGUCUCCAUGACAAAUAUGGACCAGUUGUUCGCGUUAUGCCAAAUGAACUCUCUUUCAAUACGGCAAAAUCUUGGGACGAUAUCUAUGGCCACCGUGUCGGUCUUCCCAGUAUGGAAAAGGACGCUAUCCAUGUCGGCGCUGUAGAGGCCAUUCCUGGGGCCACGAACUUGACCAUGGCACCAGCUUCUCAACAUGCUCGGCAGAGGAGAGCAUUGUCCCAUGCCUUCUCCAAGCAAGCACUGAUGGAGCAAGAACCGAUCCUCAAGGGUUAUGUAAACAUGUUUGUCGAGCGAUUGAGGGAAAUGGCUGAGCGAGGCGAGCCAGCGAAUAUGGUGUCAUGGUUCAAUUUUUGCACAUUUGAUAUCAUUGGUGAUUUGAGUUUUGGCGAACCGUUUGGAUGUCUUCGAGAAGGUGAAGGGUCCGAGUCCGCAAACUGGGUUGUCCUCAUUUACGAGGCAAUCAAGUCGGGUGCCAUUGAGCAGGCUACCCGCCGCUUUGCCAAACCCGGGUCCACGAUGCAGAAGUUCCUUAUGUGGUGUAUUCCUAGUGUGAUCCGCGAGCGCCGCAUCCGUCACUUGCGCAACUCUACGGAAAAAACAGUCAAGAGGCUCAGCACGAAGAGCGACCACCGCGAUUUCAUCUGGUACAUUCUGAAGCAGCGGGAAAAGAAGAACGAGGUCAGCGACAGCGAAGUCAUCAUGAACGCGGCUCUCUUCAUCGUUGCAGGCAGCGAGACAACAGCCACGGAGCUGUGCGGAUUAACAAAUUACCUGCUGCGCAACCCGGAGAUAUUUCAAAAGCUCAAGGAUGAGAUCAGAGGCGCAUGCAAGACCGAAGCUGAUCUCAACAUGGACGUUUUGGGUAAGUUGCCGUACAUGAACGCCUGUAUAGAAGAAGGCCUCCGUAUCUUUCCCCCCGUCCCAGUCGGUCUCUUGCGCAAUGUGCCCAAAGGCGGCGCUCUCAUCGACGGACACUUUGUUCCAGAAUACACAUCCGUCUGCGUUUCUUCAUGGAGCGCCUCGCAUUCGGCAGCCAACUUUAUUGAGCCCGACACCUUCAUUCCUGAGCGGUUCCUGGACACGCCAGACUCCAAAGCCCGAUUCGGUAGUGACAUAAAGAAGGCUGCACAGCCCUUUUCGUUGGGGCCCAGAGGAUGCAUUGGCAGGAAUCUGACGUAUGUAGAGCUGAGACUGAUUCUCGGGGCCUUUUUGUGGAAUUUCGAUGUCGAGUUUGCAGAGAAUGGGGGGAGGUUGUGGGAUCCAAAGGGCGAGUUUGAGGGGCUCAAGGCGUUUAAUACGUGGGAGAAGAGUCCGUUAAUGGUCAAGUUGACGGAUAUUAGAAAGACGAGCGCUUGA